Messenger RNA from Diospyros lotus (date-plum), 3765 nucleotides. Its product is annotated as probable alpha,alpha-trehalose-phosphate synthase [UDP-forming] 7. NCBI's taxonomy places the organism in Eukaryota, Viridiplantae, Streptophyta, Magnoliopsida, Ericales, Ebenaceae. Bases 533 to 3103 code for a protein of 856 amino acids. Gene Ontology annotation, biological process: trehalose biosynthetic process. Gene Ontology annotation, cellular component: cytosol. The record is from RefSeq and is a predicted model, not a curated record. Gene Ontology annotation, molecular function: catalytic activity. The transcript is spliced from 3 exons.
AAGAGACUGAUUCUAGGGAGAGAGAGAGAGAGAGAGAGAGAGAGAGAGAGGGCCAACAAACCCUAUAUUGUUUCUGACUGAGUUCAAGAAAUUAUUUAUUUGUUGGAUUUUUGACUCUCAGAUCUUGAAUAACCUCACUAAUUCAAACCAUUAAUUACACAGAGGUCAGUUUCAAGUUUCGGUUUCGUUUUCCUUUUGUAUAUGCAUGCAUAUACAGUUGCAUAUUGAUCACACCUUCGCUUUCCCUGUUGCAAUGCGUUAUAUGAAUAUCAAUGUAUGCAGUUUCGGUUUGUGUUGAUAGAUCUUGUCAUGAAGCAAAAGCAUCUUCUUGUUGUAUUGAACAAACGAGUUUCUGUUUGGCUAUAUGGAUCUGUUAAUUUCGUUGAUUCUGAACUUCUUAGUUUAUUAAUCUGAUUUACUUCGAUAUAACCAUUACAAAUCUUGGAUAAUUAUCUAAGGCAAUCUCGCGUCUUCGCUAGGAUUGUGAUUUUGAAGAUAUUGUAUUGGAAAUUGUUUGAGAAUAUUGGCAAGGAUGAUGUCCAGAUCUUAUACCAAUUUAUUAGAUCUAGCAUCAGGGAAUUUCCCGGUAAUGGGGCGGGAUAAAGAAAGGAAACGGCUUCCUCGGGUAAUGACUGUUGCCGGGGUUAUUUCAGAGCUUGAUGACGAUCAAACUAAUAGUGUGGCAUCGGAUGGGCCAUCUUCGGUACUUGUAGAGCGAGUUAUUAUUGUGGCUAAUCAGCUUCCUGUGAAAGCUAAGCGUAGACCGGACAAUAAGGGCUGGAGUUUUAGCUGGGAUGAGGAUUCAUUGUUACUGCACAUAAAGGAUGGUUUCCCAGAUGAUAUGGAGGUUAUUUAUGUUGGCUCUUUGAAAGUUGAAGUAGAUUUGAGCGAACAAGAUGAUGUGUCACAGCUGUUGUUGGAGAGAUUUAAGUGUGCCCCGGCUUUCCUGCCCCCAGACAUCUUGGCAAGGUACUAUCAUGGUUUCUGCAAGCAGCAUUUGUGGCCACUCUUCCAUUACAUGCUCCCGUUCUCUGCAAGUCAUGGAGGUCGAUUUGAUCGGUCCUUGUGGGAGGGAUAUGUGGCAGCGAAUAAGAUGUUCUCCCAGAAGGUUAUUGAGGUGAUAAACCCAGAGGAUGACUAUGUCUGGAUUCAUGAUUAUCAUUUAAUGGUUCUGCCAACCUUCUUAAGAAGGCGCUUCAAUAGAUUGCGAAUGGGGUUCUUUCUCCACAGUCCAUUUCCUUCAUCAGAAAUAUAUAGGACUUUGCCCGAGAGGGAAGAGAUUCUCAAGGCACUUCUAAAUUCAGAUGUUAUAGGCUUUCACACAUUUGACUAUGCACGGCAUUUCCUUUCUUGUUGUAGCCGGAUGCUGGGUAUAGAGUACCAGUCAAAAAGGGGUUAUAUUGGUCUGGAGUACUAUGGAAGAACCGUGGGAAUAAAGAUCAUGCCGGUUGGUAUUCAUAUGGGGCAGAUAGAACAUGUACUGAGACUUGCAGAUAAGGAUUGGCGGGUGGCAGAACUCAAGCAGCAGUUCAAGGGGAAAACCAUUUUGCUUGGGGUUGAUGAUAUGGACAUCUUUAAAGGAGUCAAUCUAAAACUUUUGGCAAUGGAACAAAUGCUAAAACUGCACCCAAAGUGGCAGGGAAAGGCAGUACUAGUGCAGAUUGCAAAUCCUGCUCGGGGGAGUGGGAAAGAUAUUGAGGAAAUACAGGCUGAAAUUCAGGCAAGCUGCAAGAGAAUCAAUGAGAAUUUUGGACAGCCUGGUUAUGAACCAAUUGUCUUCAUUGAUAGGCCAGUUUCACUCAGUGAACGAACUGCAUAUUAUAAUAUUGCUGAAUGUGUUGUUGUCACAGCUGUAAGGGAUGGUAUGAACCUUACCCCAUAUGAGUACAUUGUGUGUAGGCAGGGGAUAUCUGGUUCUGAUUCUAGUUCAGAAACAAAUGGGCCAAAGAAGAGCAUGUUAGUAGUAUCAGAGUUUAUUGGAUGUUCUCCUUCACUUAGUGGUGCCAUAAGAGUCAACCCAUGGAAUAUUGAAGCGACUGCUGAAGCAUUGAACGAGGCAAUUUCAAUGGCUGAUGCUGAACAGCAGUUGCGUCAUGAGAAGCACUAUAGGUAUGUUAGCACACAUGAUGUAGCAUACUGGUCAAGAAGCUUCUUCCAAGAUAUGGAGAGAACUUGCAGAGACCAUUUCAGACGACGGUGUUGGGGAAUUGGCUUGAGUUUUGGUUUCAGAGUUGUAGCACUUGAUCCUAAUUUCAGAAAACUGUCCAUUGAUGUGAUUGAAUCUGCUUAUACAAAAGCCAAAAAUAGGGCCAUAUUGUUAGAUUAUGAUGGUACUGUGAUGCCUCAAACAUCUGUUGACAAGACUCCCAGUCAGGAGGUUAUAUCAAUUAUAAACUCACUCUCUGGUGACGUUAACAAUACUGUUUUUAUAGUCAGUGGACGUGGAAGGGCUAGUUUAGAUAAGUGGUUUUCUCCAUGCAAGAAACUUGGUAUUGCAGCUGAACAUGGAUACUAUGUGAGAUGGUCUUCAAAUAAGGAAUGGGACAUUUAUGGGCAGAGCUGUGACUUUGGGUGGAUACAAAUUGCUGAACCUGUGAUGAAACUAUAUACGGAAGCUACUGAUGGUUCAUUCAUUGAAACAAAGGAGAGUGCACUGGUUUGGCACCAUCGGGAUGCAGAUCCAGGUUUUGGAUCCAGCCAGGCUAAGGAGAUGUUAGACCAUCUUGAAAGUGUGUUGGCAAAUGAACCUGUUGCGGUGAAAAGUGGUCAGUUCAUUGUAGAAGUGAAACCUCAGGCAAUCAGCAAAGGAAUAGUUGCGGAGAAGAUAUUUACAUCAAUGGCUGAAAGUGGAAGACAAGCUGAUUUUGUACUGUGUAUUGGUGACGAUAGAUCUGAUGAGGACAUGUUUGAGAUAAUUGGCCAUGCUCUGAACAGUGGUAUCCUCUCCUCUAAUACAUCGGUGUUUGCUUGUACUGUUGGGCAAAAGCCAAGCAAAGCCAAGUACUAUUUGGACGAUACAACUGAGGUCAUAACCAUGCUCGAAGCUCUAGCUGAAGUUUCAGGUCCUCCACCAACAGAAGCUGGAAGUGGUAGCACCCUUUGAAGGCUCCGGUAGUAGCUUUUCUUGCAUUCAAAUUUCAGUUGACCAGAAUCCCAUCUGAGCCAAAACCGCACAAGUUCUGUUCAUUUUGGAAAGAAAAUUAUGGAAGAGACGUUGUAUGCCUUCUCUUUGAUGGUCAGUUACAGAAUAUUGGCAGACCUGUGAUCCUGUGACUAAAUGGUCACUUUAAAAGAGUUGAGAAUUAAAUUUUACUGGUGAAUAUCAGGAGUUUAUCUACUCAGACAUCUGAAAGGUUAGCAACAUAGAACUGACUUGGCAAGAAAUCGAUGUCCAAAAGGUUAGUGGCACAUCCAUGUAAAGCCCAGUAACCCUACUUGCCACAAUUCACACCCAGUAUAUGAGGCAGUGGCCAUCUUCAAUUUUUAAUGUCUCCCAUUAGUAGCAUGAAAUUGAUAAGCUAACAGUGACAUAAGUAGGCAUUGGCUUGGCUUCUUGUUGGUUGCCUUAUUGAUUCACUGUGGACGGGGAACCCCCACAUUGAGUUUUUUCUCCUUUUUUUUUUUUUUUUUAUCAUCUUUCUAUAUUUGUUAAUCAGCCGAAUUCUUGCAUUAUUUUUAAACUGUAAAUUCUACAGAAGAUUGUAUCUCCAUUAGCCGUUACAAUUGUUAUUGCUUGAAUGAAACCCUGAUAGAAGGAUGCUCCAA